Molecule: messenger RNA, 951 nt
Organism: Fusarium coffeatum
Lineage: Eukaryota; Fungi; Ascomycota; Sordariomycetes; Hypocreales; Nectriaceae
Exons: 2
Coding region: 1-951 (316 amino acids)
Biological process (GO): fungal-type cell wall polysaccharide metabolic process
Cellular component (GO): fungal-type cell wall
Source: RefSeq, a predicted model, not a curated record
AUGACUCUGUCCAAGCAUCUCCUGGCUCUUCUACUAGCCAGUUCAGCUUACGCUACCCGCGAUCCCAAGAGAGGACUUUGCUUCGUCCACAACAAGAAGGAACCCCAGGAUGACAAGAUAUGGGUCCAGAAUGGCAGCGACAUCACAUGGUACUACAACUAUGAAGACCAGCCUACAGAUCUAUACAAAAACAUUCCCCAAGAUCAGUUCGAAUUCGUGCCCAUGAUGUGGGGUGUCGGAUCUGACUCGAGCGAUACCACCUUCCUCAAGAAUGUCAAAGGUCUUAUCAACGACGGAAUCAAUAUCACUCAUGUCCUUGGGUUCAAUGAACCGGAUGCUGGAAACGAUGUUGGAGGGAGCAACCUCGAGCCCAAAGUCGCUGCUGAAGCCUGGGUCGCCAAUUUUGAACCCCUGGGCAAGAUGGGCAUAAAAUUGGGACUUCCUGCUUGUACAGGUGGGUGGGAUGGUAUGCCCUGGUUGAGACAGUUUCUCGGAAACUGUACCGAGAUAAAGAGUCAAGGUGGUCCCAGGAGGAAUUGUACAUGGGACUUUCUUCCUGUGCACUGGUACGACAACUUUGAGGGUUUGGCAUCUCACAUCGGUGAACGUCUUGCUGAAUGGCCCAACACUUCGAUUUGGGUUACAGAAUAUGCCUACGCCCAUCAAGAUCCCAAGCCUACAGACGAGUUCUUCGAGCAGACUCUUAAGUGGUUUGACGAGUCAAAGUUCAUUGGUCGAUACACUUACUUUGGCGCGUUCCGAUCUGAUAUAUCCAGCGUCGGUCCCAACGCCGCUUUUCUGUCCAAUCGUGGCUCUCUGACGACUAUAGGCGCCCAGUAUCUCGGACUCAACACUACUGGUGAGAACAGUGCAUCUCAGGCGAAAUUCAACCUACCUAGUGUCGGGACCUUGUCGUUGAUACUUGCUGUUAUUCUGAAUACGGCGAUGUAA